Molecule: messenger RNA, 1777 nt
Organism: Psammomys obesus (fat sand rat)
Lineage: Eukaryota; Metazoa; Chordata; Mammalia; Rodentia; Muridae
Gene: Aaas
Product: aladin WD repeat nucleoporin
Exons: 16
Coding region: 119-1759 (546 amino acids)
Biological process (GO): nucleocytoplasmic transport
Cellular component (GO): nuclear pore
Molecular function (GO): protein binding
Source: RefSeq, a predicted model, not a curated record
UUCCGCUGAGCUUCGCGCAGCCGUUUGUCCCUCGCGGCCUCCCGUCCGCGUACGAAUCUAGCCCGGGAACGGAGCGUCGGGGCAGCCUGUCCGCUCCUUACGGCUCCGGACGGGCGCGAUGUGCUCCCUGGGCUUGUUUCCCCCGCCGCCGCCGAGGGGCCAGGUCACCCUGUACGAGCACAACAACGAGCUGGUGACCGGCGACAGCUACGAGAGCCCGCCUCCCGACUUCCGGGGCCAGUGGAUCAAUCUUCCUGUGCUACACCUGACCAAGGAUCCCCUGAAAGCCCCUGGGAGGCUGGACCAUGGUACAAGGACUGCCUUCAUCCAGCACCGGGAGCAAGUCUGGAAGAGGUGCAUCAAUGUAUGGCGGGAUAUGGGCCUUUUUGGAGUCCUGAAUGAAAUUGCAAAUUCAGAGGAAGAAGUGUUUGAAUGGGUGAAGACAGCCUGCAGCUGGGCCCUGGCCGUCUGCCGAUGCGCCUCCUCCCUGCACGGCUCCCUGUUCCCACACCUGUCUCUCAGGAGUGAAGAUCUGAUCUCUGAAUUUUCCCAAGUAACUAACUGGGCUAGCUGCUGCCUCCGCGUCUUUGCGUGGCAUCCGCACACCAACAAGUUUGCAGUGGCUCUGCUGGACGACUCCAUCCGCGUGUACAACGCCAGCAGCACCAUCGUUCCUUCCCUGAAGCAUCGUCUGCAGCGGAAUGUCGCAGCCCUGGCCUGGAAGCCCCUCAGUGCCUCCAUCUUGGCUGUGGCAUGCCAGAGCUGUAUUCUCAUCUGGACCCUGGACCCCACCUCCUUAUCCACAAGACCCUCCUCUGGCUGCGCCCAGGUGCUGUCUCACCCUGGGCACGCACCAGUCACCAGCUUGGCUUGGGCCCCCAAUGGGGGACGGCUACUCUCUGCCUCACCGGUGGAUGCUGCUAUUCUGGUAUGGGAUGUCUCAACAGAAAUCUGUGUGCCCCUUCCUUGGUUCCGAGGAGGAGGGGUCACCAACUUGGUGUGGUCCCCAGAUGGCAGCAAAGUCCUGGCUACUACGCCAUCAGCUGUUUUCCGAGUCUGGGAGGCCCAGAUGUGGACUUGUGAGAGGUGGCCAACUCUCUCGGGGCGCUGUCAGACUGGCUGCUGGAGUCCGGAUGGAGAGCGACUGCUGUUCACAGUCCUGGGGGAGGCGCUGAUUUACUCCCUGUCUUUCCCAGGUCGAAGUGGAACAGAGGAGGGCCAUGUUGGAGGUGCAGCAUCAGCAACAAUCGUGGCCGAUCUUUCUGAGACAACAAUACAGACCCCAGAUGGAGAGGAGAGGCUCGGAGGGGAGGCCCACUCCAUGGUUUGGGACCCCAGUGGAGAGCGUCUGGCUGUGCUCAUGAAAGGAAACCCACGGGUACAGGAUGGGAACCCUGUUAUCCUCCUUUUCCGAACUCGGAACAGCCCCGUGUUUGAGUUACUUCCCUGUGGCAUUAUUCAGGGGGAACCCGGAGCCCAGGCUCAGCUCAUCACUUUCCAUCCUUCCUUCAACAAGGGGGCCUUGCUCAGUGUGUGCUGGUCCUCAGGCCGGAUCACCCACACCCCUCUGUACUUUGUUAAUGCUCAGUUUCCGAGAUUUAGUCCUCCUCUUGGCCGGGCCCAGGAGCCCCCAGCUGGAGGCGGAGGCUCUGUUCAUGAAGUGCCACUCUUUACUGAGACAUCACCGACCUCUGCCCCUUGGGACCCCCUCCCAGGCCUCCCACCUGCCCAGCCCCACUCCCCUCACUCCCACCUGUAAAUAAAGCCGUGUAUUCUA